UACUAUGCCAUCGUUCAUCCCCUCCGCCGCCAUCUUUGGUUUCGAAAGCCUAAGCUAACCGUUCCAUUUAUUUGGAUCGGGUCACUGGUCUCCAUGUCCAUUUUUCUCGUUGUUCAAACCGUGGAGGACCACAAUUCCCGAUGCAUGCUAUCUGUUUACAUCUUGGGUGAUCCAGAUAGGGCUCUUCGAGGAAUAUACCUCCUCCUUUUCGUCGUCAACUAUCUCAUUCCCUUGGUCGUUAUUUCUUUCCUGUAUUCCAUUACUGCAUGGAAUUUAUGGUUCCAUGUUGCACCUGGAGUGACUACUUUUAGAGGAAAUCGAGUGCAACUCGAAACCUCCAAGAAAAGAGUGGUUCGGAUGCUCAUUAUUGUUACCUGUGCCUUUGCCCUUUGUUGGCUCCCACCACAAGUGGUCCACAUGAUGAACGUCAUUCACGCAUCAAAGACUUACCUACAUAUACAGCCGAUUGUCAGCUUUGUGUGUUUCUGGUUUGGACACGCUAACAGUGCCGUUAACCCAUGGCUGUACAUUUUUCUGAGCACCAAGAUAAAUAUGGCAUUUACUAGGAUCGUCAGUAGAAAAAGCAGCCAGUUGCCUUCAAGUCUCGCCAUCAAAACAUCAGAUGCCGUCUUAUCACCUGAAGAUGAAGCAAUCCAGAAAGAAUCAAGAAUAUAAUCCCUCUCAUAACAUGAAACUUUUAUAACCAAUUUGGUAACUGUAAGAUAGGAACCCGAUUAAAACGGAUUUCCGUAUUACUAAUUAUAUAAUAUAUUACAAACACCUACAUACGAUUUCAUAAAUGUUACUGUCGUAAUCCGAGUAAUUUCAUGACAAAUUGAUAAUUGCAACUAAUUUCUACAAGAACUGUUCUAUGGGCUGGUAAGAAUAAAAAGGGGAAUCCGUUACAGAGUGAACUAUAGGACGAAGCAUAUUGGCAUUGCUUCUUCGAUGUUUGAGGCAGUGUGGUGAGUGUGCUGAACUAGUUAUCUGGUGGUCCCGGGUGCAAGCUGGAUUUGUUCUCGUUUUGCCCUAAGGCCGAUUCUUUGACUUACUUUGUAUACAGCCAACUAGUGUGCCCCCUGCUGGUUGAGAUUUAUAAAAACUAUGAUUAUUUACAACGUCUGUUUUCCAAUUUGAUUGAAAUGGCCAUCAAAGCCUCAUGGGAAUAUUGGUCAAAAAGGAAACACUGACAUGUUUAUUCCGUGUUCCGGGUAGCGUUAAUUAGGUGUAUUUGCAUACCGCUUUCGCGAUAAUAAUUUAACGAACUAUUUCAGUUUAUAAUUAGCUGUUUUGAAAGGAGAUUUGUAACAGCCUUCGGU
Molecule: messenger RNA, 1319 nt
Organism: Pocillopora damicornis (cauliflower coral)
Lineage: Eukaryota; Metazoa; Cnidaria; Anthozoa; Scleractinia; Pocilloporidae
Product: G protein-coupled receptor 83-like
Biological process (GO): G protein-coupled receptor signaling pathway
Cellular component (GO): plasma membrane
Molecular function (GO): G protein-coupled receptor activity
Source: RefSeq, a predicted model, not a curated record